Messenger RNA from Stylonychia lemnae, 1536 nucleotides. The record is from the annotation of a GenBank genome assembly. NCBI's taxonomy places the organism in Eukaryota, Ciliophora, Spirotrichea, Sporadotrichida, Oxytrichidae.
AUGAAAAUUAAUUCCUAGCCAUAAUAGACCUUGGAGACUCCAAGAGCUAAUGCAGAUGAUCUAAACUAAAGCGCUUAAAAAAGAGAUAAGACAUAUAAGUUAAGAAAGAAACAAAUGAGAUGUAGAAAGAGAUUAUAAAGAAAUUAAUAGUAAAUGGAGGAAAGAUUAUCAGCUGCCAAAGACAUGAUGAAUUCAUUUGUGGGGACUGUCUGUGAGGCUCCUCACCAUCUAGUUGAUAAUGAAUUUAUCAGGCAUGGAUAUAGAAUAGGUUAUGAUAAUUCUGUGGGAGCAAUAUUUAGGUCCAUGUUUCACCUUCACAAUGAGUUUGUUAACGUAUGGAGUCACUUUUGUGGCUCAAUGUUCUUCAUCGGAUUGAUGCUGUAUACUCUAUUCUAUCUAAGCAGCAUGAGAUCAGGCAUAGAAAUAAUUUAAAAUGACUUUGAUUAGCACAGACAUCAUGAAUUGCCUCACUACUUCUAGAAAUAACUAAUUGAUUUGCAAUCUGAGAUUGAUUAUAUCAAUGAUAGCAGUUAGCCGGAGACUAUUUUCCAGAAAAUGAUUUUGAGAAUAGAAGGUUUAUCGUAGUUGUUUAUUUAGGAACUGCAGAAUGCUUAGCACUUCAUUACAGAGGAGGAGCACAUUAUAGAAGAGAAAAUACAUUACUGGAAGGAGCAAGUUACACAUUACCCUCAAGUUUUGAGAGAAAAAAUAAACGUUGUUCAGGCUAUGAUGCAAGAAUAAUUAGAUUUGGAAUCAGAAGAGCAUUUCCAUAAUAACAUCUCCUACUCAAGGUUAAAUUAUCUACACUCUGCGAUGGAAAAUUUCUAAAGCAAGAUGAUUGAUUUCUAACAUUCAGUGAUGGGUCGAAUAGAUCAAAUGAAAUGGCUUGACCUGCAUGAGACAUCUAAGCCAAUUGAGGAUGUGGAUUAGUAUUUAAACUAUGUUUCAAGAUGGCCUUUGUUUGCUAAUAUGGCAUCUGCUGCUAUUUGCAUGGGCUUCUCUGCAAUAUUCCAUUUAUUUUUUGUCUACUCAUAAGAUGCUUGCUCUUGGCUAGCUAGACUUGAUUAUGCUGGAAUAACAAUUUUGAUAUUUGGAAGUGCCAUGCCAGUUACCAAUUACUUAUUCGCUUAUAUAAGAAUCAUUUUCAUGUGCAUCUUAUCUGGGAUGAGUUCUCUUGUAUUUAUUGUUUCAAUGGUCCCUUGGUUUAGUCAUCCAAGUUUAAAAGCGUUAAGAGGCACAGUAUUUGGAGUUUACGCAUAAGCCAAAUAUAUUAACUAAUAUUUGCACUUUAGUGAUCCGACCUAUAUGCUUCAAGGAAAAGCAAAUGUUUACAUAUUUGGGGGAUUUUUCUAUCUGAUUGGUGCCAUAUUGUAUUCAACGAGAUUUCCUGAAAGGUGUAAGCCAGGUUAAUUUGAUAUUUGUGGUCAAAGCCACUAGCUUUUUCAUUUCUGUGUGAUGAUAGGGGCAUCGAUUCACUAUUAUGAGAAUUUGCAGGUGUUUUAUCAAAGAUAGCAGUUUUUUUGCCCCAUAAAAUGA